AUGGGAAAGAAUAAAUCGGUUAAAAAUGAAUUAUACCAAAAUAAUUUUGCAGACAUAAUCGAGGAAAAGAUGGAAUUUCUUUUAAAAAAUUGGGAGAAAAUAUUUGAGAAUAUUUUGGGAGAUAAAGAAGAUGUUAAAGAUAUUAAAGAAAUUUUCAAAAAUUCAGGACGUCAAUUUGUUGGGUAUUGCCUUUCCCAACGAUUUCUUGAGGCAUUUAAUGAAGAUGGGGGAGUUAACAUUAAAGCAUUCAUAGACAACAAUUCACUACAAAAAUAUGCUCAAAAACUUGCUAAAAUUGUUAAAAAUAAUCCUUUGGAUAUAAAUUUUUAUAAAUCAACAAAAGAAGUUAUCAAGAACUAUCUUGAUAAAAAAUGCAAGAACAAUUUACCAAAUGUUUUGAAAGACUGUCACUCAUUCAUUGAAAAUAUAUUUCAAAACUGGAAAGGGUAUUGUUCGAUUGAUAUUGAAAUUUUGGAAUUUGAAAAUUUUGAAGAAAUUGAGGUAAAAAAUGAAAAUUAA
Messenger RNA from Meloidogyne enterolobii, 519 nucleotides. The record is from the annotation of a GenBank genome assembly. Lineage: Eukaryota; Metazoa; Nematoda; Chromadorea; Rhabditida; Meloidogynidae.